CAUGUGGAAAACACAAAACGUGUCCGUUUGCUGCGUGCUGUAGUCGCAAGAGCAGCAGCAUGGCUUCAUCUGCGAAGAGGCGAGCUAUUGAAACCGGAGUAAAUGCCCAGGAUAGUGGCGAAAGCUCAGACGAGGGACUGGAGGAGUCUGGCGAUGAAUACAGUGAAAAUUCAGAAGAAGAGAUAAACGAGGAGGUGAUCGUAGACUUUGAAGCACACACGAUAUCUAACAAUGACUUCCAUGGCAUUAAAACUCUUCUGCAACAGCUGUUCCUGAAGUCUCACGUGAACACCUCUGAUCUCACUGACAUCAUCAUUCAACAGAAUCACAUUGGCAGCGUCAUCAGGCAAGCGGAGGUACCAGAGGACAGUGAUGAUGAAGGUGAUCCAGAUGAGGUGUUUGGAUUUAUCAGCAUGCUGAAUCUCACAGAGAGACAAGGUGUGGAGUGUUUGGAGAAGCUCAAGGACAUGAUUCUAGAGCAAUGUGUGAAAUCCUGCUCUGCAGAUGUUCAAGAGAAGUUUGAAGAACUUCUGCUGGGUAACGCUCACUCGGUUGGACUACUGCUGAGUGAACGUUUCGUUAACGUCCCUCCACAGAUCGCCCUGCCCAUGCACAAGCAACUGCAACAGGAAAUGGCUGAAGCACAGCAGACCAAUAAACCCAGUGGUAAAUGCCAGUUCUGUCUGAUGAUCAGCAAAACCUGUAAACCAGCGAAGAAGAGUAUAUCUGGUCAAAGUCAACCCAAAGAUGAGCUCACAUUUGUUAAUGAUGAAGAGGAGUUCUUUUAUGAGCAAGCCACACUGAAGUUCAGCUACUCCGUCCAGGACGAGGCAGAUUCCUGCGCGACAGGAAAGUGGUCACACGAUGACGUUCCUAUGAAACCGUUCCGCACUGUGAUGGUGAUUCCGAUGGACAGGAUGGGAUCCAUCAUGGAUAAAAUGACCGAAUAUCUGACCGUGUGAACCGCUCCAAACACCAACUCUGCUCUUCUUGUGGUUUAUCUUUAAACAGAGUUGUGAUGACGUGUUUCACGUGAACUCUUGGGUUUUCACACCUCCAUUUCAAUGCGACUUUAACCAACCGGUUUGACAUAAAUCUCCUGCAAACAGUGAAAUAAUUUAUUCAUUCUGUACAUAAUCAAUUGAAAUUACCCACAAAAUAAAUGACCCAAACAGGA
Molecule: messenger RNA, 1177 nt
Organism: Myxocyprinus asiaticus (Chinese sucker)
Lineage: Eukaryota; Metazoa; Chordata; Actinopteri; Cypriniformes; Catostomidae
Gene: bccip
Product: BRCA2 and CDKN1A interacting protein
Exons: 7
Coding region: 60-962 (300 amino acids)
Cellular component (GO): nucleus
Source: RefSeq, a predicted model, not a curated record